Messenger RNA from Musa acuminata subsp. malaccensis (wild Malaysian banana), 2998 nucleotides. Its product is annotated as protein VAC14 homolog. The record is from RefSeq and is a predicted model, not a curated record. Gene Ontology annotation, cellular component: endosome membrane; PAS complex. NCBI's taxonomy places the organism in Eukaryota, Viridiplantae, Streptophyta, Magnoliopsida, Zingiberales, Musaceae. Gene Ontology annotation, biological process: phosphatidylinositol biosynthetic process.
GGAAAGGAAACAAAAGAAAAAGAAGAAAGCAAAGGGCGUGGAAAUAGUGAGAGCUCACGGAAAAAGGAAAGAUUUCUCGAGCUCGCUCUCUUUCUCUCUCUCUCUCUGCCGGAUCUUCUCGUCUCCUCCUUACGGAAGCCUUGCUAUAGUUGGGGUAGUUUUCCCGAUUUGCCCGUGUAGGGUUCCGAUUGGGUCCGACGCGAUUCUACCCUCCGCGAUGUUCUGAUUCGUGGAGGAGAAGGUCCGGAGACGGCCACCCGCCUCGAUCCUUGAUCGGUACCCUCGAAAUCCCUACCCUGGUGCGCCCGGGCGACAUGACCGACGCCUUGUCCUUGAUCCCGGCGUCCGUUCUCCGGAACCUUGCUGAUAAGCUAUACGAGAAGCGGAAGAAUGCGGCCCUCGAGAUUGAAGGGAUAGUCAAGCAACUCGCGGUGGCCAGGGAGCAUGAGAAGAUAUCGGCCUUGAUUAACCUGUUGACCACAGAAUUCGCUUACUCGCCUCAGGCAAACCAUAGGAAGGGUGGCUUAAUAGGGUUUGCAGCAGCUACUGUUGGAUUGUCUGCGGAAGCUGCUCAGCAUCUUAAGCAAAUUGUACCACCGGUACUCAAUUCUUUUGCUGACCAAGACAGCAGAGUUCGCUAUUAUGCUUGUGAAGCAUUGUAUAAUAUUGCAAAGGUUGUAAGAGGAGAUUUUAUAAUCUUCUUUAACAAGAUAUUUGAUGCACUAUGUAAGCUUUCAGCAGACUCAGAUCCUAAUGUUCAGAGUGCAGCUCAUCUUUUAGACCGGCUCAUAAAAGAUAUUGUGACAGACAGUGACCAAUUCAGCAUAGAAGAAUUUAUACCACUUUUAAGGGAGCGCAUGAAUGUGCUUAACCCUUACGUACGACAAUUUCUAGUUGGCUGGAUCACUGUGUUGGAUAGUGUUCCAGAGAUUGAUAUGCUUGGCUUCCUUCCUGAUUUUCUUGAUGGUUUGUUUAACAUGUUAAGUGACUCCAGUCAUGAAAUACGACAGCAAGCAGAUUCUGCGCUUUCUGAGUUUCUUCAAGAAAUAAAGAAUUCUCCAAAUGUAGAUUAUGGUCGUAUGGCAGAAAUUUUGGUACAAAGGGCAGGUUCUCCAGAUGAAUUCACUCGGUUGACAUCAAUCACAUGGAUUAAUGAGUUUGUAAGACUUGGUGGAGAACAACUUGUUCCUUACUAUGCAGAUAUUUUGGGAGCUAUAUUACCUUGCAUAUCUGACAAGGAGGAGAAGAUAAGAGUAGUUGCUCGUGAAACCAAUGAAGAGCUUCGUGCCAUUCGAGCUGAUCCAGCUGAUGGAUUUAAUAUCCAUGCCAUCCUUUCUAUUGCAAGGAGAGACUUAACCAGUGAAUGGGAGACUACUCGAAUUGAAGCGCUGCAUUGGAUAGCAACGCUUUUGGCUCAGCAUCGAACUGAGGUCAUUUCAUAUUUGAAUCAUACAUAUGACUCCUUGUUGAGUGCACUUUCAGAUUCUUCGGAUGAGGUUGUCCUCUUGGUGCUUGAUGUGCAUGCUUGCAUAGCAAAAGAUACUGAAUACUUUUGCCGCCUUGUUGAGCUAGUAGUCUAUAAUUUUAAAAUUGACCGUGCACUUCUCGAAAGGCGUGGGGCUAUGAUUGUACGCCGACUUUGUGUCCUUUUGGAUGCAGAACGUGUUUACCGAGAAUUUUCCUUAAUUUUAGAGGGUGAAUCAGACUUGGAUUUUUCAUCGGUUAUGGUUCAGGCAUUGAAUUUGAUUUUACUUGCAUCAUCAGAAUUGGCUGGGUUGCGAAUUCUCCUAAAGCAUUCAUUGGUGACAUCUUUGGGCAUGGACUUAUUUGUAUCAUUGUAUUCUUCUUGGUGCCAUUCACCGAUGGCAACAAUCAGUUUGUGUUUACUAGCGCAGGCAUACAAUCAUGCCAGUUCUGUAAUCCAGUCACUAGGGGAAGAAGACAUCGAUGGAAAGUUCUUGGUGCAGCUGGACAAAUUAGUUCGACUUCUUGAGACUCCAAUUUUUGCUUACUUGAGAUUGCAGCUUCUUGAGCCUGGAAAACAUACAUGGCUAUUGAAGACUCUGUAUGGUCUUUUAUUGCUCCUGCCACAGCAAAGUGCAGCAUUCAAGAUAUUACGGACUCGUUUAAAAACUGUACCAUCUUACGCAGUCAGUAUUGAACAACUAAAGCAUUCAUCAUCAGGAAACCCAUAUUCCCAGAUUUUACAAAUAAUGGAGGACAAUAAAACUCAAGAUGCUGCAAAUGUUUGUAAUGCAAUCAACUUUCCUGCAAGGCUGCAACAGUUUGAGCAAAUGCAGCGCAGGCAUCGGGUGCAUUCUAAAUCUCAUCUGAUGUCCCUCAAUUCUACAUCCUCAGCUGUUUCACAGGAAAUACAAAUACUCGAAGAAUCACACCAUUCUUCCCCUCUUCCUGAGAUUUCUAGAUUAUCAUUGAACAUGCCAGAGCAAUCAAAACCUUGAAUGCCUGUUAUUCUUGCAUCUGCUUCAGGCCUCGGCAGUGAUCUCAGCUUCUUAAUUGCCUGCACCAUGGCAAUAAGAUUUAUUUCUGUGACCGGAUCGCCCGGUAUAAAGUUGUAUAUCUUCUCAAUUUGUAUUAGAGCUUGUCCUGUUGGUGGUGGCUAGGAUUGCGAUGAACGGUACACAGUCUGACAUCUUGUCAGCCAUUCUUUUCUGCUUAGGCAUGAUCUGCUCAUGUGGUUUUGUAACUUUUUUCCUAAUUAGAAUACCAUAUGAGCCCUAGGUCUUCUGGUGAGAUCCAGUUCUUUGAACUGUUUAGCUGAGGCCACAAUCCCAAAUGCAAUUAGAAAUUGUACAUUGUAGUCUUUGUGCCUCGUGGAAUAUAGUCUAUUGUCAUCAUCAUCAUUAUCAUUAUUAUUAUUAUCAUUAUAUUCUAUUUCCACUUAUUUGGGAGUCUUUUUUUUCUUUGGUUCUUAUAGUUGUAACGCGAACCAGUACAAUAUUAAUGAUCAACUGGCUGCAAUUAUUUCCAACCUUAA